Messenger RNA from Dermacentor andersoni, 2685 nucleotides. RefSeq lists its product as uncharacterized. NCBI's taxonomy places the organism in Eukaryota, Metazoa, Arthropoda, Arachnida, Ixodida, Ixodidae. The record is from RefSeq and is a predicted model, not a curated record.
GUGAGGUCGUGUGACAGGCAGGUGAAGUGGGUGUAGCCCGAAAACUUUUGACCAGUAGCCGAGGGCUAAUGGCGAAAAGGCGUCGAAUCAGAAAUAAGCAUUUUUUUAUUUUCUUCGGUCAAAUCAUGGAUAAUCAAUGUGUGUACGUCAUAUCAGAUGGGGAGCUAUCGCUGUUUUCGGGACGUUGCGUUACAGAGAGCAAAAGUGGGGGGUGGUCCAAAAAAGUUUUUGACCAUUCGCGGAAGGCUGAUUGCAGAAUUGGAAAAGAAAAGUUUGGAAUAGUUUUGCGUUAUAGCGCCCAUGGUGCUGAUUUUUCACCCUAUACUGUGGAUUUUGACUUUUUUUUUAGUUUUUAUAGUAUUGAUUGAUUCGCUGAUUAAUGACAAAGGCCGAACACAAUAACCGGGCUACAAUGCGGCUUCACUGAAGUGCUUCAGAAUAACUUUCAACGUCUCAGGUUCUUAAAAACACUUCUGAAUCUACGUACAUGGGCAUUUCCCUUUUUUUUUUUCGUCGUGACGUGGUCGUAGCGUCCGGAAACUGCACCAGCGAAAACGUGCCCACCACAAGAACGUCAUAUCCGCUGAGCAGUGCAGUGCGCUCCAUUACAUUUAUUUCCGUUUAGCUUUACCCUUCUGCGGUAGCAUGAUGCUCGCAAUACUCAGUUAUAUUGGCGAAAUGUUCGUCUGCUGUGUGCAUUCGAUAAACGCCCACUCGUGCGCAUUGCUACACGCAGCAUUCUUACAACACCUAUACCCCGCCCCGGUACUUGAACCUCAGCGACCCCGAACUUCGGCGCGCCAUCAACGGCCACCUGCCCGAUGAUUCGCAGCUCUGGGUUGACGAUGAGGUCGUCGACUUGCACCCAGGCAUCUUCGACUCCAUUGACGAAAGCUACCUGCGAGUCGACGGACACCGCGAGCGUUUCAAACUGUUCCUCGGUGCCUACCUGGUCUGGACCCUGUCUCCCUUCCUGUCCAGCCACCUGCACAAGGCCAUGCUCGCCGACAUGGGCCGAGUGGACUCUGCUCUGGCACGCCGAUCGCGCGAGUGCUUCGAGACCAUCAGCCACGUGAUGCCGCUGGCGAGCUGGACGCUGCAAGCCGACCUAAUAGGGGACACCCGCUUCGCGUGGGGCGUCGUCGGAGCCAUUCUCCGCGCCCUGAACCAUUACGUCUCAUCCUACAGCCAAUCGGCGGGCGCCGCAGUCGCAUCGGCGACGGCGUACAUGAAGAUCAACGCGCUGAACAUGAGCUCGACGUGGCCUAUGCUGGACAAGGUGUACGCGUUUGUUCCCGGCGAAACCAUCAACGGCAGCUACUUCGAUCGCUACAGGCGCGUCGCGCAUGCCGCGGUGCUCCGAAACAAGCAGUCACUGCGUAGUCCCCGCCAGAACAUCUAUCACCUGCCGGGUGUAUCGCACGAGGUCGUUUACCGUCUCCUGGUGGCCCGCGAAGUUCCCGUGAGCUACGCCAGCUUAUCGCCCCCGCUAUCACUGCCGGGACACGCCCUCGCGGUGCCGCUCGCCACCGUAGGAAUACCUGCGACCAACCACGUCCUGGCGCUGCUGUACAUGGACUUUUACUCCGAUGACCAUUUUCAGCCACACAGUGAAGAGAAGAUGAAGGCAAUCCUGGGAUGGCCGCUUUACAAUGACAUGACAAAUUUCGGGGAAACCAUCAGGAUCCGCGUCAACGGCACGGCGGAAGCGUGGACUUUGACUCUACAGGAGAGGUACGACAUCAUGAAAAGCAGCAUAGCGACGCUGUCGGCUGUGCACGUGAUCGAAAAGCACUACGCAGAGCUUGCGAAGGCCGUAUGGUUGCCGGCGACCACGUCGUUCCCUGGAAUUCCGGAGAGCAAGCUCUUAUUCCUGCUGACCUGCUUCAUGAAUUGUGGCUCGACCGGUCGCUUACAUUUCCUAAAGAGGACAUACUGCAACAUCGCACUGCCAGCAGUACCAAGCUUUCUGAGGGCCUUCCAUUGUUCCCCCGGGAGCCAGCUGGUGACAAAUUUCAAGUGGCGAAAUCCAAUGGAAUGAACUACCUCACUAGGCCGAGCAUCGAGAUGGCACAACAUACGCUGGGCUCUAGGAACAGUGAAUUGUCAAAGCACUGCUCAUGUUUUGCGAACCAAAGGGAGCAAGGGGGCAGAAGCGCAGGGAGGAAUGUUUAUUUUGUUUAUAGUGCUUUCUUUAUCGCGAUUGUCCCCACUAUAGCUGGUAUUCAAAUUCUAGUAGCAGUUUUGCUUCGUGGGGCGUUUUAUGAGAUCACUCUGGAGAUGUCUAUUGCAAUGAUUGUCUUAAAGCGUGCUGUGUUAUAAUGCCUAUAUCUUUGGGACACGAAAGAAAUUAUUUAUUGAAAAUUACUUUAAAUGCGGCAAGUAAGAGCAGCUCGAUCUUCGUUGAUACUAAUUCUUUAUUGGGUGCUUACAUAUGCACAUCUCAAUAGAAAACAAUGUCCUUAUAUAGCCAGUGACUAUGAAGACCACCUUCCUUGGGAACUAUACACGAUGUUAAUGUAAAUUUUGUAAAUAACUACCAGUAGCUGGCCUCACUUUGAUGUGGCAAUUACAAUAGGGCGUUGCAGAACUGAGAGCAUUAGCCAACCCUCGGGAGAUCAUACUCUACUUUUACCAAGUCGCUGUAUACUUUCAAAACACCAAAUAAAGCACAUGUUGCCGUAA